Molecule: messenger RNA, 6049 nt
Organism: Trametes versicolor FP-101664 SS1
Lineage: Eukaryota; Fungi; Basidiomycota; Agaricomycetes; Polyporales; Polyporaceae
Product: ARM repeat-containing protein
Exons: 39
Coding region: 175-5931 (1918 amino acids)
Biological process (GO): proteasomal ubiquitin-independent protein catabolic process
Cellular component (GO): cytosol; nucleus
Molecular function (GO): peptidase activator activity; proteasome binding
Source: RefSeq, a predicted model, not a curated record
CUCUCGCUCGCUCUCUCAGCCUCCGCAUCCUGUCCCUGACCGCCCGCUGCGGUCCCUGUACGCGUCAGCCAUAGACUCGUAAGCCCCCCAGGCCGCGCAUAUAAUCACACACCCAGUGUACACACUCUAGGCGGUUUAGAUUUUUCUGCGCUCGCCACUAGCGACUUUGGAAUCAUGGACGACGACGAGGUCUCCGUGCCCGAUUCCCCCUCCUCGGAGUCGGGCACGCUCUCUCCCGGUGCGCUUGAGAAGCAGCGCGCCUCUCUCCAAUCGUACCUCAAUGCCCUCCCAUACGAGUGCGAGUCCUCGGAGCAGAUGCAAGCGAAGCUGGAGAAUAUUGUAGGACGUAUCUGCAUCUGCGCCGAGGCCAAGAACUGGCUCGUGCUCACUACCUGGGACGGCAUGCUCCAAUGCUGGCUGCUCAUGCGCUAUCCCAUGUCCAAGCCUAUUCGCGCGAAGCUCACUCGCGUUUACUUCGAACUGUGCCUUGUACCGGGCAUAGAGCCUCGCGUCAUGCGGAGCUGGGCAGACAUGCUCUCCCGUCUCAUCUGCAACAAGCCAGACAGCCGGCGUAAGCUUGACGCCGCAGACUUGCAGCUUCCUUGGCAACCCCUUUGGCGUAUGCUGCAGAAGGAGCUCUGGCCUAAGAAGAGAAUGCACGACUCCUCACGGAACGUCGUUAAUAUCCUCCUCUUCGUCGCGGAGCAGUGCAGACGUUACUUUCCUGUCGGCGAGGUCCCCGAGAUGUUUGCGACGUUCUUGCCUAUGUUGACGAAGGACACGGUGCUCACCAUGAUUCCCGUCCUAACAUCGUUCCUUCCGCCAUCCCACAGCCACACCUACAUGCCUAUGGUAUUCAAGCUAUGGGAAGCAUUCAACUCAUCUGUCAUAGACGACAGGUUCAUCGAGCUUUGCGGAGAGUUGUCCGAGGAGCAUGUUGCCGGACAGUUCAGUGAAUACGGUGCAGAGGGUGCUGCAGAAUGGAAGACCGUAGGUAUCUGGAGCGAGGCUGAGUGGACGUUCCUGAUCGGCAAGACGUUGGGUUCCAUGAAUGUGCCUGUCGGAGCUACCAGGGGUGCUAGUACUACUGCUGGACACGCUGAUAGCAUGGCAGACAAGCAAUCCCUUCGCAUCAAGAAGCUGAUCAACCGAAGCAGUGCUCUCGCCAAGUUGAUCGUAUACUCGCUUUCCUUAGACGGACCGGUCCGCGACAACGGUAGCAACGGCGGCGUACCCUCAUCUGAAGGGUUUGUUGCCGGCUCCAGGGCCCUUGACUCAUUAGACAAGCUCACUACGAGUGUUGAGUCGUUCUUCCAUCCUUCCAACUAUGGCAUUUGGAGCUUGAAUCUCACUCACUUCGUGCAACGCCUGAUGGCUGAGUUCUCGAAGAGGUGGAAGGAGGAACAGCAGCCGAACUGCAAGACCCCAGUGACACGGCGCCUGACGCCCGAGAUCCGACGGAACUUCAUUCUCGUUCUGCGGACACCAGUGCUGCUCUCCAUGUUCUCCAAGGAUCCAUUCACCAUCAGCUACUCACAAGCGGCGAUCCGCGCCAUGGCCCUGCUUGAGCCUUCGCUUGUCAUGCCAGAGAUUCUUGAGCGGGCAUACAGCGGCCUUGAGGUUGUGAACGAGACUCACCGGACGACCUCCGUCAUGACGAUGUUGUCAGCCGUCGCACUUCCUCUCGUGAGCGAGAAGAUCUACCUCGGCGGACAGAAGCACAUUGUUCCAUUGUUGGAAUUGUGCAUCCCCGGCAUUGACCUCAACGAUCCGGUCAAGACGAUCUGCGCUACGAUGUUCAUCACCUCGGUCGUGCAGCAUAUCAAGAUCGCCGACGUCUCAAUGCACCAAUAUGGCGUGGACUUGUCCAGCGAUGCACCAUCCGAGGACAUCAUGGACGUAGACCCCGCCACUGAGCAACGACUCCCCUCCGGCGUCGAAGGACCCGGAAUGCCCACUCUUAGUCGAGAGGAAGAACGUGCUCUGGCACGCGAAAGCACCGCUGCCUGGGCAGACUGGGUAACUUCACUCUUCCGACGCGUGCUUGCGCUGUUCGAGAAUCUCCCCGAGGAAGGCGGCAAGAAGGGGACGACGGGUGGCAAGAUGGAGGAGGCCGUUCUCAAGGCGAUCAAGGGCGCCUUGGACACCGUGUGCCUGCACCUGUCCGACCCGCUCUUCGACCUAGUGCUCAAGCUCGUUUACGAGUACGCGAGCACGAACGCCAAGUCGAACGCCGUGCGCGCAUUCGGCCAGCUCGUAUCGUGUCUGGCGCGUGCGCGCCCCGAGAAGACGGUCGAUCGCUUCUUCCCGUUCUGCCUCGCGCAGAUCCAGGAGGAGCUGAAGCACGGCGCCUCAAGCAUCCGUACAACGUCGACGCACGAGGCGGUACCGUCCGAUACGACCCUGCACUGGAACAUGUCUAUUCUCCGCGGCUGCUUUGGCUACGGCGGCGAGGCGAUCCUGAAAUACAAAGAUCAGCUGCUCGGCCUCAUGGCACUACUAGUCGAGAAGACGAAGAGCGAGCGCGGGUACACUGGGACUGGCCGCUUAAUCAACCGCAUCCUGCAUUCGGCCGCGACGAUCUACACGCUCAACGCUCGCUACGUGAAUCCGGAUGAGUGGGACUCGCCAGAGUUCAACCGAAACCUAACCAGCCAAUGGGGCAAGAUGUAUGACGCAGACGACGUCGAGGUCGUCUGGCAUGUGCCGACGCGUGACGAGAUCGAGUUCGUGCUCGAGAUCUUGGACAAGAUCGCUGCGCCUGCGCUCGAGAAGGUCGAGGAGUUGCUUCAGACGGUCGGGAAAUGGGAUAGCGUCGCUCGGAAUGAUUUCUGCCGGUACCUGCAUGCGGCCCGCUCGGUAUGGGGCGGAUUGCCGACGUUCCUCUUGCAGGGCGCAAAGGACGUCGUGAACCCGUGUCUGAACGUAGAUAUCGAGGUGCCCGAGUUGCUAGUCAUGCCGCUUGACGUCAAGGCGGGCUUCGUGCUCACCGACCCGAGCGACCCGCAAUACCAGCGGGCCGCAGCACACCGCCUGCGGUAUGGCAAGCUCGUCCAUCGCGCAGCUGACGUCCUCCGCAAGGAGAGUGAAGGCGAGGACCACAUCGACGCCGUCAUCGGGGUGUCGCGUGCCAUUGACGUCUACUUGCUCGAGUAUGCGAUCACCCGGAGCAACUUCGAGAGCUUGACGAAGGCCUACCGGCAGGCUCGCGACGCCAACCGUAGCUGGCCCAAGCAGAAGGAGAACUCACGAGUAGUGUUCCAGAAGCGGGCGCAGGUCUACAACGCUGGACGGCUCUAUAUGCAUGCGCUCUAUCGCAGGCGGGACUCACUAGACGACCAACUUCUCGAGGACCUGAUCGAGAUGUCACUCUCGCCAUACACGAGAGUGCGAAGACACGCACAAGCUGUUGUCCACAAUGCUUGCGGGUAUUUCGUGCGGUCAACAAGAUUUACGCUGCCUUAUGUGUUGCGUGCCUUGGAGAAGAAGAACGACCCCGACCGCAUGAAGGGUGCGCUUUACAUCCUCUGGAACAAAGGGACGGCAGCAUACGCACUCGCCGAUAUCAACUACCAUGGUCAAUAUCUCGUAGCGUUGUUGGGUUGCCAGCACGAAGAGAAGCCUUCUGUGCAGAAGCUCGUCGGGAACGUCGCCCAAGACGCCCUCGUAUACCUCAAUGAGGAGUCUUGUCACACUGACGCGUUCACCGAGGACAUCUCGGGCGUGCUGCGCGCCUUGGCUGACUUGCAGCACGAGUUUUCCGCUUCUCUUGUCGAUCCGCGUAUAUUGCAGCAGGCUCUCUUGAAGUCCAACGCUCGGGUAUCGCUCAAGAACCAGAGAUAUGCUGAAACAGUGACUGCCGUCCUGGAGCUGGCCGAACGGCCCGCGACCCAUUGGAGAUACGUACAAUUCGCAAUACGAUUCCUCUACGGGCUCCUACGGAGGGACUUCGCUCCGCCGCCGGCGGUAGCAGCGUUCUUCCUCAAACAGAGCAUCAGUCCUCACACCACUAUUCGGGUGACAGCGCAGAAGGCCGUUGUCAAGGUUUGUGCGCACGUCAAGAUUCGGACUUUCUCCCAGUCGAGCGACCAGCUCUGGUUGGAUGAGUGGGAGAACCCCCUGAAAGUGGACAUCCCCGUCGACGACCCAUCGGUGUUCAUGCGACAGCAUGCCCAGCCAGGGUACCCUGCUGGGCAAGAAGGGGAUCUUCGUGUUGACAAAGUCGAGACAGGUUUCUUGGUCUGGACGUCGACGGUAAAGGGGUAUCGAGCAGUACCGGAAGGACCAUCACCCUUCGCAUGGGAAGAGGCGUCGCGGCCUGUUCUUCGCGCCAUGAGCGAAGUCAUGAACCAGGGGAACUUCUUCUCCGUCCUGGCACUACUUUGGGGUCAGGAGUCCAUGAAGAACUCCACGACGCCGGAGCUACGUGCUGAGAACGUGACGUUCAUGAAGUCGAUCGCCAAGAUGUUUGAGAAUGAGCAGCUGCAAGCCAUUUUGGACACGAUCGAUCCCCUUCUCGCAGACGGCGACCGCUACAAGCAGCGAUCCGGUGCCGAGCUAUUGGCUGGGCUAUCGCGAGGUUCGAAGCAUUGGCCUAAGCAACACGCGGACUACUUGUGGUCAUGGAUUGCGUCUAGACUUGAUCGAAUCUACGCCCAGAUGAAGCCUGACACCGUCUCCUUCUGGGAGAAUCUGCUCAGCGAACAACUCGUGGACCGCGAUCCCCGACGCACUGCGCCGUUGGUGAAGUGGAUCCUAUCUCUGCCUCAGGAGUUCCACGGGGAUUCCGCAUUUGCGAUGAGCAAGUCGUUGUCCAUCUUCAAUGUUUUGGUCGAUUGCCUUGAUCUACGGUUCCUUCCUUUGGCCGACCAGUACAUCAACCUAUUCUUGGAUAAUGCAAACACCGGCUAUGCUGAGAUUCGCUCGCAGAUCGCACAGAACAUUUACGCCAUCAUCAGCAUCCAGUGGAGACCAGUAUACCCCUCUGCGCAUGACUUCAUCUCCGCUUGCGCAUCAUCGCCCGAUCCAUUCCGCAUCCGACAGGCGCGGUAUCUAGAGCGCAUCUCGCAGAUCGUCAGUCAAUUACCGGCUUGGCGAGAAGAGCGACUGCCGCCACCCCGAGUAAGCCAAUCGCAGUACGAUAAAGUCGGAUUGACGAUCUUGCAAUGGGUGUGGGAUUUCGCUCAUGGUCCUCAAGCGCCUCUGAUUUUCCCCUACAUCAUCGUCUUGCUCCCCGAAAUCAUCCGGAUGUCUGAGCUCAACGACAGCUCAGAGUUGCAAACGUACAGCUCAGCGGUCCUAUACGUCCUUUCUGCUGUGACUCCUCCGCCGGAGUUCAUCGAAGUCAUCGCGGACAACUUCAUCAACGCGAUCAAGUCGUCGACUUCAUGGCGUAUCCGAGUGAACGCGUUGCCGACUCUCAUCGUCUUCUUCUACCGGAAUUUAUUGAGCAUGUCGGGCGACCUCGUGUCCAGGCUCAUGAGCGUUCUUCUCGAAUGUCUAUCCGACGAGAACAUCGAGGUUCGGGAGAUGGCUUCCAAGAUGCUGUCCGGAGUUGUGAGAUGUUCUCAACGCCAGAGCAUUAUCCCGUUGAAGGAUCGCUUCGUCAACACGCUUCGCCGAACAAGGAUGCCCAAGCGAGGCGACCCUGCGUACCAAGACUCUCUGCGAUCUCUGCACUCCGCCAUUCUCGGCAUCUGCGCGUUGAUCGAGAGCUUCCCGUACUCCGUGGAACCUUGGAUGCCGCCGCUCACCGAUGUGUUGGCCAAUCACGCUACCGACCCAUUACCGAUAUCGAAGACCAUUCGCAAGUGUGCUUCAGAAUUCAAGAAGACGCAUCAGGACACAUGGCACAAAGACCAGCUUGCGUUCAACGAGGACCAGCUACAAAGUCUUUCCACGAUGCUCGUCGGCACGUCGUACUAUGCGUAAUCUUCAUGUUUUGUUGUUUACAUUCGCACAAUCGUACAAAGCUCUGUAUCGCUUGCUUUGCAUCGCCACUACUGUUUGUAUCACUACGCCACAGCUACGAAUACGAAUUCAUUAUCCG